GAAUAAACUGUUCUUAUCCAUAAUUUACUAAAACCACAUUUUUUUUAUUCAAAAAUUGUUGGUACUGCAAAAGAAAGAGUAAUUUGACAGAAAAAUGGCAAUGAAGAACUGUUUUCAAGUAAGUACAGUGAGUAGCAGUGCAAGAGCUGGUUUUGUGCAAUCUUUUCAUUCAGAGAAAUUUCAUUUGCCUAAAGGAUUGAAUUUACCCAAUGCCAAUCUAUCAUUAUCUUCUUCAUCUUCUUCAUUAUUUCCUCAUUUGAGAAGCAGAACCCGAAAGUCUGCCAUUGUUUCCAAAGCAGCUGUGGAUGAAGUUGAAGCAGUGACGGAUGCAACCUGGGAAACUCUUGUGGUCGCCAGUGACGUCCCUGUUCUGGUGGAGUUUUGGGCACCGUGGUGCGGACCGUGUCGGAUGAUAGCACCGAUAAUCAACGAAUUGGCGAAAGAAUAUGCCGGAAAAUUCUCAUGCCUCAAGGUAAACACAGAUGAUUGUCCAAAUAUUGCUAAUAAGUUUGGAAUAAGGAGCAUUCCGACAGUGUUGUUUUUCAAGAAUGGGGAGAAGAAAGAAAGUGUGAUUGGAGCUGUACCAAAGGCUACUUUGUCUAGCACCAUUGAGAAAUAUAUUGAUGCUUAAAAUGCAACCAUAACUUACAUACCAAUCCUCAAACUUCAUUAAUUUCUUGCAUGUUAUGUAAAUGUAACUAUGAAUUAUUAUAUUUACUUUUGCAUUAUUCUCUUAUAUAUAUAAAUUACAACUACUUGUAUGUUCA
Messenger RNA from Mercurialis annua (annual mercury), 767 nucleotides. RefSeq names its product thioredoxin M-type, chloroplastic-like. Gene Ontology annotation, molecular function: oxidoreductase activity, acting on a sulfur group of donors, disulfide as acceptor; protein-disulfide reductase activity. Bases 95 to 631 code for a protein of 178 amino acids. The record is from RefSeq and is a predicted model, not a curated record. NCBI's taxonomy places the organism in Eukaryota, Viridiplantae, Streptophyta, Magnoliopsida, Malpighiales, Euphorbiaceae. Gene Ontology annotation, cellular component: cytoplasm. The transcript has 2 exons.